GUUCACAUGUAAAUACCGGGGGGCGCGUCUGUAGAGGAAAGCGGGUUUCAAUUUCAAACCUAAAUAGUCCGGAGGGCGAGCGAGCGUUCACACUAAAUUGUUGGUAUACCGCGCUACGUUGUAGAAAUUUAUUAAGAGCAGAAUCGGUUCUUUUAUUAUUUUUGGCUGUGGUUUGAUUUCGUAGCUCUCAAUCCAAAGGCGAAGACGUAAAAAAAAAAAAAAAAAUCGUCCGCUGCGUCUUCGCUCCAAAUUUUCCGCGCCUGGUUUGUUUGUUUGGAUGUCGGGUCGACGCUGGGCUUUGGUUUUUGUCGCAGAAGGCGUCCACGAGAGCUUCUAAUCAGCAAAAACUACAAUAGUACCCUUUUUUUUUAAUUCAAACACAUCUCUGAUAUUCAACCAGAAUCAUGCCGAGGUCCAACAGGCAAAAGGAAUACACACCUGGAGACCUGGUGUUUGCUAAAAUGAAGGGAUAUCCACACUGGCCUGCGAGGAUCGACGAGUUACCUGAAGGGGCCGUGAAGUCGCCUUCAAACAAGUACCAAGUGUUCUUUUUCGGGACACACGAGACGGCUUUCCUCGGGGCCAAGGAUCUCUUCCCAUAUGAGGAAUGCAAGGAUAAGUUCGGGAAACCCAACAAGAGGAAAGGCUUUGCUGACGGACUCUGGGAAAUCGAGAACAACCCCACUGUCACCCAUGAAGGAUACGAGUCGGCGAAGAAGGACAACUCAUCAGAAACUGCUGGAGACACGGGCAGCUCGGAGAAAGCCAAUGCCGAGGGCAGCAGUGACGAAGAUGAAGGGACUCUGGUCAUCGACGAGAAGAACGAGAGGGGAGGGACUAAACGAAAAGUAGAUGAGUCCGCAGAGGAGUCUUCCAAGCGGCCAAAGGAGACCGAGGCAGAAGGGGACAAGACCAACACGGAGGCCAAGCUUAAUGAUGUGGAUAAAACCAAGGCAACGUCGCCUUCCUCACAGAGCGACUCGAAACCAGAAGGCCAGGAGAGCGCUCCAGCAGAGGGCCAGCUAACGGCAGAAAAGCCUGUGACAGACAGCGCUUAACACCGACUCAGAAGAAAACCAACAACCCUCAAUGCUUUUCUCUGGAGUUCAGGCAUCGACAUAAAUACUUGUAGGGUGCCAGAUUUCAGCUGUCUAAUUAAUGAGCGAAUUAUGAGAGAGAGAGAUAAAAAACAAUUAAAAAAUACAUCUUUGUAUUGAAAGACAAACAAACUUCCAUUUACCACUUUUGGGAUAUUGUAUAUCCCAAAAUAAAA
This is a messenger RNA of Fundulus heteroclitus (mummichog), 1273 nucleotides long. Its product is annotated as heparin binding growth factor. Gene Ontology annotation, cellular component: nucleus. NCBI's taxonomy places the organism in Eukaryota, Metazoa, Chordata, Actinopteri, Cyprinodontiformes, Fundulidae. Gene Ontology annotation, biological process: regulation of transcription by RNA polymerase II. The transcript is spliced from 6 exons. The record is from RefSeq and is a predicted model, not a curated record. Gene Ontology annotation, molecular function: double-stranded DNA binding; transcription coregulator activity. Bases 405 to 1058 code for a protein of 217 amino acids.